GGGCCGAGCCGGCCGGGCACGGAGUGCGGGUCGGUUUUGUGCACGCUGCUGGACAAGGCUCUCGCCGCCGAGUGACCCGCCUCCGCCCCGCAGCCCGGCCGGGAUCCUGGUAGCUAAUGUCAGAAGAAAGUGACUCUCUCAGAACCAGCCCUUCUGCGGCCUCACUCUCCGAAAAUGAGCUGCCACCACCACCUGAGCCUCCUGGCUAUGUGUGCUCGUUGACAGAAGAACUGGUCACCAAGGCCCGGGAAGAGCUGCAGGAGAAGCCAGAAUGGAGACUUCGGGAUGUGCAGGCCCUUCGUGACAUGGUGCGGAAGGAGUACCCAAACCUGAGCACAUCUCUUGAUGACGCCUUCCUCCUGCGCUUCCUCCGAGCCCGCAAGUUUGAUUACGACCGGGCCCUGCAGCUCCUGGUCAACUACCACACCUGCAGGAGAAGCUGGCCCGAAGUCUUCAAUAACCUGAAGCCAUCAGCCUUAAAAGAUGUCCUCGCUUCCGGGUUCCUCACUGUGCUGCCCCACACUGACCCCAGGGGCUGUCAUGUCCUCUGCAUCCGUCCAGACAGAUGGAUACCGAGCAAUUAUCCAAUUACUGAAAACAUCCGAGCCAUAUACUUGACAUUAGAAAAACUCAUUCAGUCUGAAGAAACCCAGGUGAAUGGAAUUGUAAUUCUUGCAGACUACAAAGGAGUGAGCUUAUCAAAAGCAUCUCAUUUUGGCCCUUUUAUAGCCAAAAAGGUGAUUGGCAUCCUCCAGGAUGGUUUCCCCAUUCGGAUAAAAGCAGUCCAUAUCGUGAAUGAACCUCGAAUAUUUAAAGGCAUUUUUGCCAUCAUUAAACCAUUUCUGAAGGAGAAAAUAGCAAACAGAUUCUUCCUCCAUGGGUCUGACCUGACCUCUCUCCACACAAACCUUCCAAGAAGUAUUCUUCCCAAGGAGUAUGGGGGCACGGCUGGAGAGCUGGACACAGCCACCUGGAAUGCGGUACUGCUGGCCUCAGAGGACGACUUUGUGAAAGAGUUCUGCCAACCUGUCCCCGCCUGUGACAGCAUCCUGGGCCAGGCAUUGUUGCCUGAGGGACUGACUGCAGAUGCGCAAUGUGAUGACUCCAUGCGAGCUGUGAAAUCACAGUUGUACUCCUGCUAUUAGUCAGUCCCCGUGAGUGUCACCUUUGAAUCCUCUCCUAUUUUCUUUGGAGAGGCACAAGGAGAAUUUAAGGUGCCAAGGAUUUGGUCUUGUUCCUUGUAAUUGAGCAGCAUGGAGGAACAGCCUGUGGAGUUUUGAGGGUGAGCCCAUCAUGAGGUAAGCCUUUGGUUACUUGAAUUAUUCCAUGGAAGACACAGAAAAUGUCCCCAUUGAUUCCCAACCAUUUAGAAUCCCAGUUUACAACUAUUAAUCUGAAAGCUGUAUCUGCUUGUUACACAUCUUGGAAGCAAGAAAAACCAGUACCAAAGUCACUUUGAUCCUACUUUUCAAGAGAAAACAAUUUGAUGGCCAGUCAGUACUACUACUAUGAAACAGUUUGGCCAAACCUGUAAGGUGGCCAAAUGGGAGACUUUGGGAGUUCGUCUUUCACAUGAACCCUUAUGACAGACACUCUGUUGCUCAUCAGGAAACUUCAAGUUUGAGGUCCAGGCCCCAGUUGCCAUCACUGGGUUUGGAAAGCACCUUAACUGAAUCAUGCAAGCAUCAAGACAUACGCAGCACUUCCUGAUCAAAUUUGGAAGCCACAGAUCUUCAGAGCACCUCUGGAAUUCAUUGGUUGAAUUUUGCAACAGAAGCUCAAGUUUUCCCUAACCCAUAGAGCCUUAGCCCUGGUUCUCAAAAGAAUCAUACAGGGUCCUAGAAGUACAGUUGAGUGCUACAUAUCAAUGUUUCAGUCAACGAGGGGCCACAUAUACAACAGUAGUCGGAGCAGUAGGCUAUACCAUAUAGCCUAGGUGGGUAGUAGGCUAUGCCACCUGUAUUUGUGUAAGUACACUCUAUGAAGUUUACACAACAACAAAAUCGCCUGAUGACCCAUUUCUCAGAAUGUAUCCCCAUUUUUAAGUGACACAUGACUGUAUAAUUUUACUCAACCCAAAAUACUGGAUUCCAAGUGUUUUGCUAAAAGAAUUCUGGCCUGGGAAUCAGAAACCUUGGCCCCAGGUGUGUGAUCAGACAAGUCAUGGGCCUCUGGGCCUCAGCUUUCUCAUCUGUAAAAAUGAGGCUGGAUGUCUAGGGUCCUUUUGGCUGCUAAUGUUCUGGGAUUUGGUUGUUACUGGAUGUUACUUUCUGUCUAGAAAGAUUACUAUCUAAAUACAAGUGGUUGGAUCCUG
Messenger RNA from Galeopterus variegatus (Sunda flying lemur), 2314 nucleotides. RefSeq names its product tocopherol (alpha) transfer protein-like (gene TTPAL). Gene Ontology annotation, molecular function: phosphatidylinositol bisphosphate binding. The transcript has 5 exons. NCBI's taxonomy places the organism in Eukaryota, Metazoa, Chordata, Mammalia, Dermoptera, Cynocephalidae. Bases 117 to 1145 code for a protein of 342 amino acids. The record is from RefSeq and is a predicted model, not a curated record. Gene Ontology annotation, cellular component: membrane.